GUCAUUGACGCAUGAAAAAGUGACAAAAAUGGUGCCCGUUUACCAGCUGGCAGUGGCUAUCAUUGUCUGAUGAAAAAAAUCAACCCUUUUGUUGUAAUAUACAUUUGGAAUGGCGUCUGUUUUAGAAUUAGUUAAAUACUACCAACAUAGUCUGGAAAAGAAUUCUCACGACGAACCGAAAAUUUUAAAAUGCAUAGACAAACUGAGUCACUUAGAUGUGACAGUUCAACACUUACAAGAAACAGGUAUAGGCCGGACUGUCAAUGCAUUACGAAAAGAACCAGGAGAUGUUGGUCCUGCAGCCAGGGCUCUUGUUUACAAGUGGAAAGCAAUGGUAGCAGCUGAAUCAAGUGAUAAUGAGGGGGAGUCAAACACAGAAAACACUCACAAUGGGCAGAGAAAUGAUAAAGAUAGAGAACCUGAUAAUAGUCAAUACACUAAAAACCAAUCUGAACAUCGGGAAAGCAUUUCAACUGCGCCUAAAACAAAUCAACAAGUUCACAGAGAUAUGAAUGGCCACCAUGGUGGCAGCAAGAGGAAAAGACAUAGCAGUGAGGAAGAAGAGCCCGACCACAAACGUUCAAAACAAACAAGUCAUAGUGAUGAUAAUUACAAGAAACAUUCUGAUGCACGAGAACAAAAUGAUGAAAGCGAAAGCGACAGUUACGAAUCUGACGAUUCUGAAAGUGACGAUAGCGAGUCCGACUCUUCGGAUUCAUCUGUAGAAGAAGUAAAGGUUAAAGAAGAAAUUAAUAAAACACGGUCUGACGAGAACAAACUAUCAAAACAUUCUUCACACAACAACCACGUAGACCACAAAAGGGAAACCUCAAGCUCAAAGAAGCAACACGAGGCUGACCCCAAACAUACCGAACAUCAUAACUCAAAGUCGAAGCACAGGCAUUCGCCAGAAACAUCGUAUGAAAAAUCACACCACUCUCAUAGACACAAAAGCUCUAAGGAAAAAGAAAGCAGCAGCAAAGAAGCAAAACAUAAAUCAGACACAGAUAAACAUUCAGACCAUUCAAAGAGUAAAGAUUCGAAAACGGGCAAGUCAUCAAGCAGUCAUCACAGUUCAUCGGCAUCAAGUAGGCAUCAUAGCUCAGACAAACACAAGUCUAGUUCCAGCUCUCAAAAACAUCAUAAUGAAGAACGGAAAAUCAAACCUGAAAGACAUUCCAGUCAUUCAGACAAGCACAGAAGUUCCAGUGAGUCAAAAAGCGCAGAAAGGAAUAAGAGUUCGUCUGAAAAAGAUAUUCCGAAACACAAAUCAUCAAAAGAUAAAAGUAGCAGUAAAGAAACAUUUAGUAGUAAAGAUAAAGACAGACAUAGUUCCUCUAGCAAGGAAAAGUCAAGAGAAAAAAGUAAUUCUAAGGAUAAAUCGAGCACCAAUAGUAAUGAUAAGAAGCAUUCGUCUUCAAGUGAUAAACACAAAUCAAGUAAGAGCGAAAGCAAAUCGUCAAAGAAUGAAGAGAAGAGUAGUGAAAGUAAAUCUAAACAUAAGUCAAGUUCCUCGUCGGAUCACAAAAGUAGUAAGAAUAAAAGAAAAGAAGAACCAGAACCAAAGAAAAAAGCCCGUUUAACCGACGAGGACAGUGACGAUGGCAUCGACUGUGAAUCAGGUGCAAGUUUUGCUGAAGCAUUGGGCAUGAUCAGUCCAGCGAAACCGAAAAAGAAAUCGUCACAAUUGAAAGACAGUAUAUCCCCUAACAACAUAUUCGGUAACGAUAUGAGUCCGGCGGCUAUGUUAGCUCCGACUGCAAAAUUGGCGCCUUUGCCGGCAUUAGAAAUAUCUGCACUACCAGAGAUAUCGCCGAACUACAAGCCCCGACCGCCUCCUAAAUUUAUGUUCAAUUUCACAGACGAAGAGGCCUUAAGUGCAGGAAUAUCAUCGAAAAACCAAAGAACCAAAGUGUAUUCCGGGAAUAAGGUCAUAGGAAAAAUACCAACUCUGUAUGAGAUAUGCGUUAACAUUCUCCAAGAGCACAUUGACGCACUGGAGUACACAGGCGGUGUGCCAUAUGAAAUAUUAAAGCCUGUGGUAGACAGAGCAACUCCGCAACAGUUAUUCACACUGGAGCAUUAUAAUCCUUACCUCAUGGAGGAUACGGACCAUCUCUGGCAGAAGUUCUGUGAGAAAACAUUCAGAAACAAAAAGAGGCAAGAAAUGGAGACGUGGAGAGAGAUGUUCAUGAGAUGUCAAGAAGAACAGGAACACAAAUUGAAGUCUCUGACGGCAAACAUAAAAAUAGCGCAGGAAGCGAAAAAGGCUCCGAUUAAACAGACAAAAAUGGCGUACGUUGAUAGCGUCGUUAAGCCUCCCCGAAAUAUUGCCAGAAAGCAAGCGGUGCACGGCACGGCGCGCACCGCGAGCGCCAGUCCGGCGGCGCGCGUGGCCGCGCUGGCGUCGUCCGCCAACGUGAUGAAGGCGGGCGCCGUGCGGCCCCCGCCCGCCGCGCCUGUCGCCUCCUCCGCACUCAACAAGCCCAAAAAGGCGCCGCUGAUGCAGAAGGCCCUGCAGUUCAUGCGAGGCCGCAAGCGAUGAUGAACGUUACCGCUAGUCUAGUUUCUUCUACAUUUUGUAUUCGAUUCUCAACGGACGUAACAAGAGAUGAAGUUAAGGCGUUAUCAGCUUUGAUGACCUUCAAGUGCGCGUGCGUGGACGUGCCUUUCGGCGGUGCUAAGGCCGGUAUCA
Molecule: messenger RNA, 2695 nt
Organism: Bombyx mandarina (wild silkworm)
Lineage: Eukaryota; Metazoa; Arthropoda; Insecta; Lepidoptera; Bombycidae
Biological process (GO): transcription elongation by RNA polymerase II
Cellular component (GO): nucleus; elongin complex
Source: RefSeq, a predicted model, not a curated record